Messenger RNA from Colletotrichum graminicola M1.001, 990 nucleotides. RefSeq lists its product as uncharacterized. Bases 1 to 990 code for a protein of 329 amino acids. The transcript has 2 exons. Lineage: Eukaryota; Fungi; Ascomycota; Sordariomycetes; Glomerellales; Glomerellaceae. The record is from RefSeq and is a predicted model, not a curated record.
AUGGCGGCCCGGUACCUUGGCCUGUUUACUGCGCUCCUUGUCGGCAUCCGGAUCUUCAUCUUGGACUCGUCGCCGGGCGGGAUCCCGGGUGACUACUCAGCCACAAACCCGUGGCGGGACCUCCCUCCAAGUCCCGCCGUCCACGAGACCAUCCGGGAGGUUCUCUUCAUUGGGGACACGCUCCGAGACGGCAUGCUGCCCACGUCCUUGCCUGACGACAACUACGACAUGUACUCAGAUAUGCUGAGCAGCCUCGAGACCAGGACUGAGCUCACCUGGCUCGUGGUCCAAGAGACCAGUAUCGACAAGACUAUCAUGGCCAUCGCCAACCGCGGCGGUCAUUACAGCCCCAUUCCGGAAGAGCCGCAUGACUUGCACGCGCGCGCCGAGAGACUCCGUCGUCAUUGGUUCACGCUCGCUUCUGCCAAGGACAAGCCGGAUCGAUGGGACACUCGGUUCGACACCACCUCUCUCCCUCCGCUUGUCGUCAGACACACCCCUGGCUCCGGGCCAAAGACCGGCUUCUCGGGUCUGGACUUGACGGUUGAGCAGAAGCUGGCAGCAGAUGCCAAGUACAGAGCUUACCGAAAGCGCCGAGACCGCGCUGUGUCGUACCUCAAGAGCCACCCACCUAAACCAAUGGCUUGGCUACCGGUCCAGACAGAGCCUGAGGAGUCUCGGAGCGUUUGGGAGACGCUAUUCGGUGAUGGGAUCGUGCAAGCCGGACGGAAAGUGAUGGGGGACAAGCUGAUUGGGAACCCCAUGUUCAAGCCCGUGUAUCGCGAUCUCAUCACGGAGCGUGUCCCAUACGACUGGGUCAACCCGGAUGAGCCGGUAGUGGAGUACAAUGAGAAGGAACACCUAAAAAACAUGGAAGCGUUCCGGGAGGAAUCGCGUGCCAGGCAGGAGAGAACGGAUCGGCAGGCGAAGUUCCAGGAGGAGCUGAGGGCCGAGGAGAGAUUGAAGCGGGGAGACAAGCAGGAACUAUGA